Messenger RNA from Colletotrichum destructivum, 2042 nucleotides. RefSeq lists its product as uncharacterized. Lineage: Eukaryota; Fungi; Ascomycota; Sordariomycetes; Glomerellales; Glomerellaceae. The record is from RefSeq and is a predicted model, not a curated record. The transcript has a single exon. The coding region runs from base 216 to 974 and encodes 252 amino acids.
AUGCUCAUUUCUAUUUCAUCACUUAUCAUAAUUCUUCUACACAUUCACACUCUCGCUGUCUGCGCAUACCGCUCGUAGAGAAACCACCAAAAAAGCCUGCUUUAUUAUCCUCACAGCAUACUAUUCUUCUUCAUCCUCUCUUACAACUCUCCUCAACACGAAGAACACAACCCUCCUCUCAUCUCACCAACACUCUCGUCCUCUCCGCCGUAGCCAUGCUCGUAGAUGCCCACAAGAGACGUUGCACAAUGAGCAUCCAGGCCCCCUCGUCCACGUCUCGUCAGGCAUGCCAAGCAGCCGUCGAGAAGGGCGCUUCCAGGGCGGCGCACGCACUGUCUCAUGCCGCGGCCAAGUUCUCACAUCACCCGGACACCAAAAAACCUCGUUCGGGUGUCCUCGGCAUCGCCCUGACUACCCCAGAGGGCGACAUCCUUGUAGGCGACGCCAUCCCCGAGGGGACGCGGUGCCACAUGUCACUCGAGUACCGCGCCCUUCAGAAGCAGUGGCUCGACACCAUUGAAAAUAACCUCGUGCCGGGUAACUGGAGGCAGCUCCGCGAUCUGAACCGCCCGCGGGCGCCCAGGGUCGACUAUAAGAAGCAGGAGGGCCCCCGCGAGAGACAAUCCCCCGCCGAGGAGAAGAAGCGGAAGCACCACACCUUGAAAUGGCUGCGCAGCAUCGGUGACGACAGACGCCAGCGGCGCCAGCGCCAUAGAGAAGCCGCAGAGCGCGCGUGGCAACUGCAGAAGAUGGAGGUCGAGUGCCAGAGGCAGCAGUGCCAGAUCGGGGCCGAAGAGAGGCAGCGCCAGGCGCAGCAAUGUCAGGCGCAGGUGUCCAUUGCCGAGUUGCAGAAGUGGAUUGCGGACGUGGGACGUCAGCAAGAUGAGGCAGAGAGAAAGCUCCACGAUCUCAAGGCCGAGCUGGGGCGGAAGACGGAGAUAGAUUCCGAAGCCGACAGCGAGGAUGAGCAGUGAGCGCUGGGUGCUUACUACAAGGCUCGACUCCUCUCGCUUGCCAGUGGUCUGGCGCUGGAUCGCUUAACGGAUGCUGUUUGUCCUGCAUGGUUUACCUUCUAUAUUCUAGCGCUUGCUCCUGAGACAAUGAUUUGGAUACCCCCUUGAACUUAGUACAUUCGAAUUGAAAGCUGGCUGGUUCUUCUUCGCAAACUGUUUGUAUUUGCUGGCUGUGUGUGUGCCAAGUCCUGUGAGAUGUACUUGUUGCUCUUAUCUCACCAGAAUGAAACGGAAAAGUUCACGAUGUAGCAAGGUUCUAGAGGUUCCACGCAUCGGUGUUGUUCUUUCUCUGUGCACUCGUUCCGCAGGUCCUACGUGCUUCGUCGCGUCCCAAGUUGCGUCUGUACGUGCACGGCGUAGCCUGCCUCUUCUUGUCUGACGCGGGCGGGACCUUGGAUGCAUGAGCGUUGAUGACGAUGUCAAGCCAGGCUCGCAUGCACUCCGGAACUCUAAAUGGCAGACGUAGCGCGGGAGAGCUGGGCUUGCGUAGUAGACAGCUCAAUGCGAACCAAUGCAAAUUGCCUCCGAGACUUGACCUGUUGACAGCCAUUGCUACUUGACACAGUGCAACGAUGCAAGGCGGGUUUGUGUCUCUUGUCGACGUGGUCUUGCACUGGAAGUCCAUGUUUGUCAUGUUAAGCUUGGGGUGCAGCUGUUGGUGUCCGUAGUCCCCAGCGCGGAAUCUCCAAUAUAAUUGCUUCACCUCAAGACCUUCAAGUUUGGGCGGGCGGUCGGUAAGACUUCCAACUUGGCGGACUUGGUGGUUCUCCAUACAAACGACGUCAGACCUGGCCCGGGUUCCCUCAGACUCGUUGCUGCAUCUCCGUCUGUCGAUCCAGGGUCUGUACAACGCCCGGUGCGGGGGAGGCGUCCAUCUUCGUCCACCGAUUGCCCAAGCAAGCAAGGCCACCCCCACUCGGACUGGGUUUGAGUUUCUGUGGACGUGGUCCGAUGAGCCGGUUUGGUUUGAUGCCGCUGUUGUCGUUGUCGUGUGACGACAUGCGGCCACCCUUGCGCGACGACAAGAUC